UUCACAUUCAUACAUCCGGUGAAUUAUCUGGCUCAUUGUUCUAUCUCUGUGUAGCAUCUGCUAUCUGGAACGAAGCAAAGCAGCCCCGGCUUUUUAGACUGGGAAUCAGCUGACUAGCUAAUGGCUAUGCUUCAAUCAGAAUGAUAUCGCAGCGGGAACGAGGAGAACUUGCACGUUUUUAUACUGUUACGGAUCCUAAAAAGCACAAGAAAGGCUAUACAGUGUACAAAGUCACUGCAAGGAUCAUCUCCAGAAAGAACCCGGAGGACGUCCAAGAGAUCACGGUGUGGAAGAGGUACAGUGAUUGGAAACUUCAUCAAGACCUCUGGCAGCUACACAGGAAUCUCUUCAGUCAAUCAGAGCUCUUCCCACCCUUCGCCAAGGCCAAAGUGUUUGGACGUUUUGAUGAGACGGUGAUUGAGGAGAGGAGGCAGUGCUCAGAAGAUCUGCUCCAGUUCUCUGCUAACAUCCCAGCCCUCUACAGCAGCCAGCACAUCCAGGACUUCUUCAAGGGAGGGGAGGUCAGCGACGGCUCAGAGCUUAUUGGACCGGCUGAACCCUUCUUGGACUUCCUGGCUGACAGCCUAUCAGACUGCGGCUCCGAAGUUCAGAGGGAUCUCAGUGGAGCAGAUGAUUUGACCAUUACCAGUCAGUCUGAAUAUGGAGGUCCGUCCAGUGACAGUGACCUGACCUCCCUGGCCAUAGACAUAGACUCUUUGGCCGAGCUGGACGAUGGCAUGGCCUCAGGCCGUAGCUCGCCCAACCAGCCACUGGGAGGCUCCAGCACCAUCACAAGUACCCACAGCAGCCCCUCUCUGCCCCCCCUGUAUGACUACCAGCAGCACCGCCAUCAGCAGCACACCUCGAAUCCAGCCCCCUGCUCCCCAGCCCCCGAGGUCAGCCGAACCAGCAGGACAGCGCUGUUCCCCUCCAGUCUGAGGAGAGGUAACGCUAACGCUAAGGAAACCAAGAGAGACUACCUGGACAGGGCUAGUGAACACAUCCGAUUGGCCGUGCAUAAGGAAGCGGAGCAGGACUACCAAUCAGCGUUCUCCUACUACAGGAGCGGGGUGGAUUUGCUUCUGCAAGGGGUGCAAGGCGAGCCCAGCCCUACGAGGCGGGAGGCUGUGAAGAGAAGGACGGCUGAGUAUCUGAUGCGUGCUGAGCAGAUAUCCAAUCAGCAUCUGAGAAACAGCAUGGGUCAAGGGUCAACACAGACCGUGGCCAUGGGGGCGCAAUGCUCUACUGCCACCUGCAGAGGGGGUCAGCAGAGUCCAGCCGAGGAGCUCAGGGCCUACAUGGUGCUGGGGGUCAUCGAUAAGGUUCUUCUGGUUAUGGAUAAGAGAACCCAGGAGACCUUUAUUUUGAAAGGCUUGAGGAAGAGCAGUGACUGUGGGAGACCCAAGCGGACCAUCAUGCCUCACUCUGUGCCCCACAUGGUGCGGCUGAGGAAGUUCAUUGUCUCAGAGGACACUGUGUUUCUUCUGCUACAUUACGCUGAGGGUGGGAAGCUAUGGUCUCACAUUGGGAAGUUCCUGCGUAACUCCAGCCCGGAGGACAGCUUCGACAUUCCCUUCAUUCAGAAAAGCCACACCACGGCAGUCCACUCUGUCCAACAUGCUGCUCCCAAGUUGGGCUUGGACUCUGGCAGCUCUGGGACUGGGCCUGGAUGUGUGCUCCAGAGGCAAGGGGAGUCUUCUCAUGUCCUCCCCCAGAAGAGUGCUCUGCCUCUUGGGCUGGCUGGCCGCUUUAGGCCCCAGUUGGACUCUGGAGCGACCUCUGAGUUAGAGGAGUGCACCGACAGUUAUCUGAAUCUCUGUAAUGAGUAUGAGCAAGAAAAGGUAGAACCAGAAGCUCUAGGAGAGGAGAAGGAGGGAGAGGUGUGUGUGUCGAGAGGACAGGAAGCAUCGUCGCUGGAUGUCACCGUCACCACGACAACCACUUCCUCCAGGACUCGCUCACUGCUUAGCAACGACAGCCUCUGCUCUCCAAUCAGCGCCCAGGAGCUGCGUUUCUUUACUGAGACGGCCGUGGAUCACAACAACGGGCGUUACCAGGACAUCGGGCAGAACCAUGGCGAGGUGUUCAGCCCCUUGCUCUCCCCCGCCGUUCCCCUCUCGUUGGACCAGUCCAAACGCACCCCCAUGGAGUUCUUCCGCAUCGAUAGUAAGGACAGUGCUAGCGAGGUGACGUGGUGUCCUGACUCAGCCGAGCUGAGGCCCAAACCAGACCCUUCCAAGCCGCUCCCCUUCCUGGCCACCUCUGACCUGGGCUCUGAAGUCACAGACCUGUCGGACUUCGUGGAGGAGGUGAAAGGUCAUGGAGGUGGGUCUGACCGGUGGGGUCUGGAUGGUAGUGACCAGGGCUCUAAUGAGUCGGUACCAGUCAUCUCCUUUAAAGAGGCAGUGGUGGAGGACGAGGGUCGACCCCCUGACCUCCUGGUCAACCUGCCUGGGGUCAUUGGUGGGGAGGGAUUGGUGGGGGUAACUGGGGAAGUGGAGGCCCUACAGGAGGAGCUGGUGUCCUCAGGGGUGUGUCUGGCCCAGGAGGCCAAAGCCUCCCCUAAGUUGAUCCAGCCGGACGUCCUGCAGCUCCACCAUGAGCUUGAGGAGGGGGAGGAGCUGGCUGUGGGGCGGGCCCUUCCCUCGAGGAACAAACGCAUCACCUCUUCCUCUCCCUGCGCCUCCCUGUGGGACGACUGUGGCCUGGCCUUCGGACAAGAUGCCAAAAUGGCUUCCGGAGCUUCCGUACUCCCGAAUAAGGACUUCCUCCCUGCCAGCGCUGUGUCUAUAGUCUCGCUCUCUUCCUCCAACACAGACAUUCCAUUCGCUGACUCACUUAGCUCACUUCCUGAAAGAUUAGAAGCCAUUUUGAACCCACAGGUACACCCUGACAGUUUGGUUCUUAACCCAGACGGGACGAUAGCUGGCUCCAACCGCGGUCAGGAUGGGACAGGGGCCAGCUCUGGGGCAGAGAGUGCACUAGGCGUUGAGUCCCAGUUCCAGGCCAGUAAGGCUGGUGUGUUUGGUGUGGAGGACAUGGUAGAGUCAGAUAAGGAUGUGUCUCGGCUGUUUGCAGAGCUUGACCAGUUGUCUGCUGUAGCGUCCCAGGCCAGGAUUCCAGAGGAGUUUGUGAGGUGCUGGGCGGUGGACAUGGUCUCUGCCUUGGACUCACUCCAUCAGGAGGGCAUCGUCUGUAAGGACCUCAACCCCAACAACAUCCUCAUCAACAGCAAAGGCCAUGUUGAGCUGACGUAUUUCUGCAGCUGGAGUGACGUGGAGGAGUCCUACGACAGGGAGGCCAUCACCAACAUGUACAGUGCACCAGAGGUGGGCGGUAUCAGCGAGGAGACGGCAGCGUGUGAUUGGUGGAGUUUGGGAGCCAUCUUGUUUGAGCUGCUCAUAGGCAAGUCUCUGCUGCAGUGCCACCCAGCUGGUAUCAGUCGCCACACGGCCCUCAACGUCCCUGAGUUUGUAUCUGAGGAGGCCAUGUCGCUACUGGUGGAGCUUCUCCAGUUCAACCCCAUAGAGAGGCUGGGGGCGGGGGUGGCAGGAGCAGAGGACAUCAAAUCACAUCCCUUCUUUGGCCGAGUGGACUGGCCCAAAUAAGCCCAGUGCAUUGUGGGACGGUGGAGGCCAGAAAUGAAUGCUGUGGGCGGAUCGAGCUGCUGACAGGGUGGGCACAAACACACACACACAGACACAGAGACCCAGACGUGGCCAGUGUCAACAAGUGAACUCUUGUUGGGGAGUUGGACAUAUCGUCUACACACCUACCUUGUACAUGUUACUCUCACUGACUUUCUCUUUAUCCUCACGUUGAGCAGCUUAGACUGUUGAGACAUGAUGCAUGUGGUGCAAUAAACUAACUAGUCCUUUUAUGGAAGGGUGGUUCACAAAGUCUAUUAAACUUUUUCUUAUUUCAACAAGACAACCAACGGUCUUCUGACAUUUCACAGUCCAUAUACAUUCCCCUGUAUUAAUAGGUUGCGUACUGUUUUCUCCGACCUAAAAUUGUAGAUGCCCUCCUCUUGGCCGCAGAGCCAAAAUGUUGCUGUUUCAAAGCUUAAUAUCCUGCAGUUCUACACUUUGCUUUGGGGUGGACUGAAAAUGUUACUGUUUUAAAGCUAAUAUCCUGCAGUUCUACACUUUGCUUUGGGGCGGACUGAAAAUGUUACUGUUUUAAAGCUAAUAUCCUGCAGUUCUACACUUUGCCUUGGGGCGGACUGAAAAUGUUACUGUUUUAAAGCUAAUUUCCUGCAGUUCUACACUUUGCCUUGGGGCGGACUGAAAAUGUUACUGUUUUAAAGCUAAUUUCCUGCAGUUCUACACUUUGCCCUGGGGCGGACUGAAAAUGUUACUGUUUUAAAGCUAAUUUCCUGCAGUUCUACACUUUGCCUUGGGGCGGACUGAAAAUGUUACUGUUUUAAAGCUAAUAUCCUGCAGUUCUACACUUUGCCUUGGGGCGGACUGAAAAUGUUACUGUUUUAAAGCUAAUUUCCUGCAAUUCUACACUUUUACUACAAUUCUACACAUAAUUAAACACAUUUUGCUGUGGGGCGGUGAGAACACUUUUUGACUUUUAAAGCUAGUUUCCUGCAAUUCUACACAUUUUGUCAUAGCAUAAGAACACGGCAUAAGCCAUUUGAGUGACUCAAACAUAACAUCUAUGGGGCCCCAUGUUGUUUUUUGACUUUUAAAUUCUCCUGGACUGUCUAGUUUUUGUUUUGGUGAUGGUUAGUUCUCAAAGAUGAUAUUAUUUUAAAACAUAUAGCUCUUAGCUUUUCUACCUACUUUUAUAUCUGGUUUUAGUCGUUUCCGUUUACACUGAAAACAUUUUAUCCUGAAAGUUAUUUGAAUUUUUGCAUAUUAAAAAAACUACAUAUUUUUGUGUGUUGACAACAAUUGCCACUGCUAAAUUAAUAUAGGGGAAACACUGGCAUUGUACUCGGGAGAUGCAUUGUAUAACAGUUGCCAUGGUUGAACAAUGGUUGAAUGAAGGGUGAAUAUUGAUUGGAUUAUGGUUGAGUAAUGUUUUGUAGGGUUGUCUGAAUGGUAUAGUCGAAGGUGCGUGUUUUUUUUACCCAGAGAAACCCACUGUACUGUACAUCAGUGUUUUUCUGUGCAUUUGAUAAUAUAUUAUAUAUCAUAUUUAAUGAAAAGACAACUAUUAUAGAUUCAAUAAUUGAUGUUCGUGCAUUGAUCUCGUCAUGUCCAUUGUCAUGUAGCCUAAAACUCCCCAUCUGUGUGUUGUCAAGGUAACUUGUAAUGUCAUUUAUAUUCAUCUGUCUCACACCCAAUCCUAAUUCUCAUUGGUGUCCACUUCUACUCUGACCAAUACCUACUACUUUCAAUCACUCACUUCUUCUACACAAUUUUUUCUCCACAAUGUUUUCCCAUCGGAUGACCUGACAGACUCCGCCUAUUACAAGUCCCACUGUAUGCUGCCUACCUUGUUAAAAUGGCAGAACACUGUCAUCCCCAAUGUAACUCCUGCGCAUCACAUACUGCCUCCUGCGCAUCCCAUUGCAUACUGCCUGUAAUUAACCACAGAUCUAGGAUCAGCUUACACUAACCUAAUAUAACCAUAAACUACUCUGAGGAAAAAACGAUUAUAGACCAGUACUUGGGGACACCUUGAUGAUUUGAAAAUCCCUAUUCAAACCUGAUUGAUUCCUCUAUUUUGUUCUGGCUCUCUGGUUAAUUGAUUGACUAACGACAUGGCAUGGACCUAGCAGUUAGCCGUACACUUAGUCACUAUCCAUGUCCUACAUUCUCUGAGAUGCCAAACACUACCAGUGAGAGAUGUAUGUGUGCCUGCAAUAGUUGGUUUUCUAUGUUUCUUACUGUGUCUAGCUAUUCUCACUUACACAUGUUUUAUGUAUUAGUCUGUCCUCUCUGGAAUACAACUUAAUAAACACACAUCUGGAUCAUC
Oncorhynchus keta (chum salmon) is the source of this 5934-nucleotide messenger RNA. RefSeq names its product ribosomal protein S6 kinase polypeptide 1 (gene rps6kc1). The record is from RefSeq and is a predicted model, not a curated record. Gene Ontology annotation, cellular component: early endosome. NCBI's taxonomy places the organism in Eukaryota, Metazoa, Chordata, Actinopteri, Salmoniformes, Salmonidae. Gene Ontology annotation, biological process: protein phosphorylation. Gene Ontology annotation, molecular function: phosphatidylinositol binding; ATP binding; protein kinase activity.